Helianthus annuus (common sunflower) is the source of this 2526-nucleotide messenger RNA. RefSeq names its product putative late blight resistance protein homolog R1A-10. Gene Ontology annotation, biological process: defense response to other organism. Lineage: Eukaryota; Viridiplantae; Streptophyta; Magnoliopsida; Asterales; Asteraceae. The transcript has a single exon. Gene Ontology annotation, molecular function: ADP binding. The coding region runs from base 28 to 2313 and encodes 761 amino acids. The record is from RefSeq and is a predicted model, not a curated record.
CUCACUACGAUCCUUGAUAAGCGGAAAAUGUAUUCAUCUAGAAGUAUUGAUAGCCUGAGAACACAAACACAAACUGUUGUUGCUGGAACUUCCUGCACCAGAAAGCCUUUAGGAACGAAAAAAGUAUUGGAAGAGACGAUCGUGGGGCUCAUUCGUGAUGCUGAACUGAUACGGGACAGACUGGUUGAAGAUCAAAAGCAACUGGAUGUGGUAUCUAUUGUUGGUAUGGGGGGAUUGGGUAAGACUACCCUUGCUACCAAAGUAUUCAAUGAUCCUUUUGUUGUGUACCAUUUUGAUGUCCGAGCAUGGAUCACUGUUUCUCAAACAUAUGAAAGACGGGAUUUGUUGAUCCAACUAGUGGCAUCCAUUUGCCCUGAAUUCGACCCUAUUAAUGCAAGUGACUCAAAACUUCGUGAGAAGUUGCACAAAAGUGUUAUGGGCAAGAGAUAUUUGAUUGUUUUUGAUGACGUCUGGAGCAUUCAAGCUUGGGAUGACCUCAAAGUAUUUUUCCCAAAUGAUAACAACGGAAGUCGAAUUCUGCUCACAAGCCGUCUCAAAGAAGUUGCUUUACAUGCAAAAUUGCACGGUUUUGUUCAUCAGUUAGAAUUUUUGACAGAUGUGGAAAGCUGGGAGUUGCUCUGUAAGAAAGUCUUCCAUAGUGAUAAUUUCCCAACAAUGUUGACCGAACCUGGAAAGGAAAUUGCAAAGAAGUGUCAUGGAUUGCCCCUUGCGGUGGUUGUCAUGGCAGGAGUUCUCGCAAAAGAAACAAGAAGCACAUAUUCAUGGGAAAGGAUAGCCAAACGUGUCAGUUCCUCCAUUGUCAAUGAUCCCAACAAGAACAUGGAUAUCUUGGCUUUGAGUUAUGACCAUUUACCUCCACACUUGAGAGACUGCUUUCUUUAUCUUGGUGGCUUCCCAGAAGACCAUAAGUUUCAAGUACGAAAGUUGAUAUGGCUAUGGAUGGCUGAGGGAUUUGUAGAAGAAGAUGGAAAACGAAGCUUGGAGGAAAUUGGAGAGGACUACCUCAUGGAACUAGUUGAUAGAAACCUUGUGAUUGUUACAGAUAGAAAAUUCAAUGGUGCCAUCAAAGCUUGUUCUAUCCAUGAUCUUUUGAGGGAACUAUGCUUGGAAAGAGCAACCAAAGGAAACUUUUGCGUGAAAAUAAGCACUCAAAUGACUGAUUUUUCUUCUCUGGUACAACAUAAGCCACGCCGCAUAUUCACAAACCAGGGCUUAAAAUUCAACUGUUAUCGUCAUGAGCUAUUCCCAUGGGUUCAUUCACUUUUGUGGUUUCAUAAGAACAAGUCUUUGAUUAACAUCACUGAUCAAUAUUUCCAUUCCUACCCUCUUCUAAUGGUAUUGGAUCUACAAAAGUGUCAACUUCAAGACUUUCCACCGGCCAUAGGAUUACUUGUUCACUUAAGGUACCUUGCAUUCUGGUCUACCAAAGGUUUUCCAUCCUCGAUAUGUAAUCUUUGGAGCCUUCAAACCAUCAUUCUUAAAAGUUCCGUACGUUUUUCUUUACCAGAUACCAUAUCAAACUUGGUGAAUCUGAGGCAUUUAUGGAGUGAUGGGUAUAUUUACUUCCCUUCAACCCGGAAACCAAUGAAUUUGCAAACCAUUUCCAAUGUUUCUUUACAUAAUUUUUCUGAAAGUUGGGAAAACUGUUUUCCUCGUAUCAAGAAGCUUACAUGUACGACUCUCACACAGAAGAAUCAGAACUUCAAAUCACUCAGUUCCCUAGAAAUAUUGAUGUGGAUUAAUAUAGCCUCAGCCAGACAAGAUGGUGACCUGGUAUCAACUACCAACAAUUUAUUCCGAAAGAUUCAUGCGACGUUUCCUGAUUCAUUGAAAAAACUCACGCUAUCAGGAUGUUGUCUUCCUUGGAGUGAUAUGUCAAUUGUUCAAUCUUUACCAAACCUAGAGGUUCUCAAAAUACUAGAUCAUGCAUUUAUGGGACCCAAAUGGGAAACCGAUGAUGUCCCGUUUCAGCAACUAAAGUACUUGAAGCUGCAGACAUUGCAUAUCGAGCAAUGGGAAGCUUCUAGUAUUAACUUCCCAUGUCUCACACAUCUAGUGUUGGGUGCAUGCCGAUAUCUUGAAGAAAUCCCUCUUGAAAUUGGUUACAUCUCAACUCUUGAGCUUAUUGACGUUGAUGACUCCAACAACGCUAUUAUCGAAUCCCUCGAGGAAAUUCAAGAAGAGCAACAAAACUUUGGAAACUAUGGCCUGAAGAUCAAUGUUAGAAAGGAGCUGCACAACCUUGCUUAUUAUAGGAAAUUGCGAGGAUUGGCAUGGAUAGUUGACUGGUAAAGUUUUUUUGUAAAUGUCAAAAUCUUAAAAAAAAAAAAUUAUAGAAGUAACAACAUUAUCAGGAACAUGCGUAUUUCCACAUGAUAUCUAGGCCACAAGGAAUGUAUGAUAAUAUAUGGUAGUUUAUUAUAGACACAGAUAUUUUUUAGAGAGACAUUUCUAUACAAUGCAUGUAAUCUUACCAACAGUUGAAAGUUAAUGUCAAAAUUUCUA